AUGCGUUCUGGCUGCACUAUCAAUGUCAGUAUCAUUGCUUCCUUCCUUUUUCGUCUUUUUCUUUCCCUUGAUUAUGCUUUUCCCUUUCCUCUUUUUCUUUCCCUUGAUUAUUUUCGUCAUUUUCUUCUUUCUGUUUCCCUUAAUUAUUUUUGUCUUUUUCUUCUUUUUCUCGCCAUUGAUUAUUCUUUCCUUUUUAGUUUAUUUCUUUCCCUUGAUUAUUUUCGUCUUUUUUUUCAUCUCUUUCUUUUCCUUGAUUAUUCUGGCCUUUUUUUUUUUAUCUUUUUCGAUCAUUUAAUUAUUCUUGUAUUUUACAUCUUUUUCUUCCCAUUCAUUAUUCUUGUUUGUUUUGUCUUUUACAUUUCCUUGAUUACUCUUGUAUUUUUCGUCUUUUUCUUUCCCUUCAUUUUUCUUGUCUUUUUCUUCUUUUUCUUUGCCAUGAUUAUUGUCUUUUUCAUCAUUUUUCCUCUGCUUUUUCUUUCACUUAAUUAUUCUCGUCUUUUUUGUCUUUUACUUUCACGUGUUUAUUCCUGUCUUUUCGUCAUUUUCAUUCCCUUGAUUAUUAUUGUCUUUUUUUCACUUCGUUAUUCUUGUCUUUUUCCUUUCAAUAAAUCGCCACUUCGCUUGACGUAA
Molecule: messenger RNA, 630 nt
Organism: Acanthosepion pharaonis
Lineage: Eukaryota; Metazoa; Mollusca; Cephalopoda; Sepiida; Sepiidae
Source: the annotation of a GenBank genome assembly